Coccidioides immitis RS is the source of this 1858-nucleotide messenger RNA. RefSeq names its product UBX domain-containing protein. Gene Ontology annotation, molecular function: protein binding. NCBI's taxonomy places the organism in Eukaryota, Fungi, Ascomycota, Eurotiomycetes, Onygenales, Onygenaceae. The record is from RefSeq and is a predicted model, not a curated record. The transcript is spliced from 5 exons. The coding region runs from base 1 to 1359 and encodes 452 amino acids.
AUGUUCUACGAAGGAGAUCUUCAGAGUGGGAUCACACUUGCCGUGCAACAGGCGAAGCAGGUCGUGUGCUUUGUUCGAGAUGAAGGAGAAGAAAGCACGAGAUGGGAGGAUGAAUACCUCGCAGAUGAAGAGAUAACUCAAUUGUUAACAUCAAACAGCGUAGCUCUGCGGCUCACUGCUGGUUCACAGGAAGCAGGCUUCUUAGCAUCAUUCUGUCCAAUCAACAAGAUACCCACGCUUGUUGCUAUUAAGAACGGUGUUCUUCAAGAGUAUAUUGUGUCCGGAACGGCCGAGGACGAGUUGAAGAAACGGCUGAAAACAAUACUAAACCCAACCCAAGUGCUGCAAGCAUCACAAGCAUCACAAUCAGAAGCGCUUUCCCAACCGACGCAUCAAGUCCCGACUCCCUCGCCAAGUAGCGACAAUGUCAACACCCCUGCUCCAGAACCCGAGCCUUCGGAAGAAGAAACUCCCGCUGAAAUCGCAAGACGCGAGAGCGUACGGCAGGGGAAAAGACGAGCUGCGUCUCCAGAACCGGUGUCCCGGCCUCGAGACCCUGCGGGAAAUACACAGAAAAUUUGGAGGCAACAGCAAUUUAGCAGAGAACGACGGGAAAGAGAGGAAAGAGAGCGCGUAUUAGCUUUGAUACGACAGGACAAAGAAGAGCGGAGAGCAAGAGCAGAGCAGCAGAGAUUGUCUCACACCCAACAGAGCGAUUCCCAGGAUACCGAACAGCGUCCCAGACCCAUCACACAGCGCGAUAGAGCAUCCGAAUAUCGACUCCAGGUCCGUGUUUUUGACGGUAGUUCUAUCCGAUCAAAAUUUUUCCCUACUCAGACAGUCCGUAACGAUGUGCGUCCGUGGAUUGAUAGUCAGCGCACUGAUGGAAACACGCCAUAUAACCUCAAACAAAUCUUGACUCCUCUUCCGAACAAGACGAUUUCCAUUUCAGAAGAGAACCAAUCUCUCAGUGACCUUGGCUUGGGUCCCACCGCUAACCUUGUUAUGGUACCUAUACACAGCUACACAGAGGCAUACGCAACUUCGGAAUCGUCUCUUCCGGUUCGGGGAUUAUACGCUGGAUAUAAUCUGGUUACCGGCGCCGUUGGAACAGUUGCAGGCGCGUUGGGCUCUUUUCUUGGACUCACGCAUGGUCAACCAGCGUCUCCGCCAGAGACUUCUAGCCGUGCUGAACAAGCAACCGGAGCUGGGGAAAAUUCCGUACGCAACCCGCGUUCUCCUCGCUCUAACAAUAUAAGGACACUUUAUGAUGGGCCUUCCGAUGAAGCGGAUCGCCAGUUUUACAACGGAAAUCAGUUAAAUUUUGAGCCAAGAAUAGAUCAGGAUAAAAAUGACUAGCUCUCCCUGAUACUUUUUUAAAUGCCUUUGGGUGCCUUGCCUUGCACUCAACUGGUAUGACAUGCUUUGUUUCCUUGGGACAACUCUGGCUAUACGGAUUUUGAUAGCCGAUGCGGAUCAACGGCCGGAAUGUUGUUUCAUCUAUGUAUACUAUUAUACCCUCGGGGCUUUCGCUCACAGAGAUACCAUUAUUAGGAAGUAGCUUCUAUGAUAGGAAAGGUAAGAGAUUGAUUGAGUGGAACGAGCUACAUUAAAUACUCAAGUCCAACUCACAGCCGGGAGAAACCCGACUCGCGGAUAUCUGUAUGUGAUUUGCUUAUUGUACAAAAUGGGGUAGUUUAAAAAGCACAGCCGAUGAUUGCUGUAUGUGUAUAGGUAUCUGAAUCAACGCUACGUAGUGUAGAAGUCGACCUUUCCUCCCCCAGCCAUCAAGACCCGGGUGGUCUUGUCCAUAAUGCGAUAUGCUUAGUACUGCUUAGCAGCUUCUUGACAAGCUUUC